AUGGCCUACCAAUCCAAACCUACUUUCAAUGGGGUGUAUCGCAUCAAAGUUCUCAAUCAGGAUCUUGUCAUCGAAAGCGCUCCUGGUUAUAACCCAGGGUUGAAGCUUGCUUCACCUUCUUUAACUAGCAACAAACAAAAAUUCAUGCAGUGGACCCUUACCCAAGUGUUGGGGCAAAGCAAUGUCUGGAUGAUGGUCAGCAUCGAGGAUGGGUAUGGUGUGACCUACAAGAAGACUGCAGACACCUAUUGGGGUUACGGAUACCCUUAUCCUCAGAAUGGUUCCUCCUUGAACUGGUCUAUAUUGGAAUGA
This is a messenger RNA of Suillus subaureus, 312 nucleotides long. RefSeq lists its product as uncharacterized. Bases 1 to 312 code for a protein of 103 amino acids. The record is from RefSeq and is a predicted model, not a curated record. The transcript is spliced from 2 exons. Lineage: Eukaryota; Fungi; Basidiomycota; Agaricomycetes; Boletales; Suillaceae.